AUGCAAAGCCUAGCCACUUUAGUAAUUGUUAUCUUACUAGAGAGCUUAUUGUUUCAUGUUUACGGCCUUCAUGAACUUACUUCACAUGACAUAUUAGAACAUUCAUCUCCAUUUCCUUCAGAUUUCCUCUUUGGCACAGCUUCUUCCGCUUACCAGUACGAAGGUGCGUACUUGACCGAUGGAAAAAGUCUUAACAACUGGGAUGUCUUUACACAUAAACACCCUGAGAACAUACGUGAUGGGAGCAAUGGAGAUGUUGCUGUGGAUCAGUAUCAUCGGUUUAUGGAGGACAUCGACUUAAUGACUUCCCUUGGAGUGAAGAGCUACAGAUUUUCAAUUUCUUGGUCUAGAGUCUUACCAAGAGGAAGAUUUGGAGGGAUUAAUUAUUCGGGAAUACAGUAUUACAACAUAGUAAUUGAUGCUCUCAUUAGUAAAGGGAUCGAACCAUUUGUGACGUUGAACCAUAUGGACUAUCCUCAAGAAUUUGAGAACCGUUUUCAAAGUUGGUUAAGCCCCGAGAUGCAGAAAGAAUUUGUUUAUUUGGCUGAUCUAUGUUUCAAGCAUUUUGGAAACCGAGUUAAGUACUGGACCACGAUAAAUGAACCAAAUCAACAAUUAAUCUUCGGCUAUAUAACCGGUACCUUUCCACCGGCUCGCUGCUCCUCACCGUAUGGAAAUUGUAGCCAGGGGAAUUCAGAAACCGAGCCUUUCAUAGCCGCGCAUAACACAAUCCUCGCACAUGCAAAAGCCGUUAACAUAUACCAAACCAAGUAUCAGAAUAAACAAAACGGAAGCAUUGGCAUUGUUGUACAAACAUCAUGGUUUGAACCUGUAAGCGAUUCCACUGUGGAUAAAGAAGCAGCUGAGAGGGCUCAGUCAUUUUACUCGAACUGGAUUUUAGAUCCCGUUAUGUAUGGGACAUAUCCAAAAGAAAUGGUGAAUAUACUUGGACCAGCAUUGCCGAGAUUUUCGACCAAUGAAAUGAAUAUCUUAAAGAACUCAAGAAUAGAUUUUAUGGGUAUCAAUCACUAUACAAGUUACUUCAUCCAAGACUGUUUGAUAUCUUCUUGUAACACUGGGUCUGGAGCUUUUAAAGCCGAAGGAUUUGCUCUCAAAUUAGGCCGGACAGGCAACGUCACCAUCGGUGAACUUACAGACAUAAAUUGGCAGCAUAUUGAUCCUAAAGGAUUCCGAAAGAUGCUAUAUUAUCUGAAAAAUAGGUAUCCGGACAUACCAAUAUACAUAACAGAAAAUGGUUUUGGAGACUUGCAAAAACCCGAAACAACGGUUAAAGAACUUCUAAAUGAUACAAAAAGAAUCCAAUACAUGAGUGGAUACUUGGAAGCUUUACAAGCAGCAAUGAGAGAUGGCGUAAAUGUAAAAGGCUAUUUCGCAUGGUCACUAUUAGAUAAUUUUGAGUGGGUAUCCGGAUACAAGGUUCGAUUUGGGCUAUUUCACGUGGAUCAUACAACUCUUAAAAGAACACCGAAGGAAUCAGCUUCUUGGUAUAAAAGGUUCAUAGAUGAACACGUCAAUACAAGAGAUCUCAUAGAUAAUUAA
Molecule: messenger RNA, 1560 nt
Organism: Eruca vesicaria subsp. sativa (arugula)
Lineage: Eukaryota; Viridiplantae; Streptophyta; Magnoliopsida; Brassicales; Brassicaceae
Source: the annotation of a GenBank genome assembly